AUGACCGAAACUGUCGUGAGUCCUGAAACCCGUCUGGAAAGACAGGUUAAGCUUUUUUGGGAGCUGGAAAGUGGGGACACAGGAGCCUUGCAGUCAGCAGCUCAUUCACUUGAGGACAAAAGAGUGUUGAGGCUAUGGUCAGAGACAGGCAUCAAAACUAAUGGUCAUUACCAAUUUCCCAUACCGUUCCGUAAUGAGAACACGGAACUCCCAAACAACAAGGCCGUGGCGGAGCGUCGACUAGAUGGGCUUCGAAGGAGACUAUCCAAGGACGCACGGCUGCGACAAGGAUACGUAGAGGAAAUAAAUAAACUGCUUGCUGAAGGAUAUGCUGAAUCAGUGCCUAAGUGCCAGUUGGAGUCAGAUACUGGACUGGUCUGGUAUCUGCCUCAUCACCCGGUGUUGAACCCAAAUAAGCCAAACAAAGUACGCAUAGUUUUUGACUGUGCAGCCAAACACAAGAGGACAUCGCUGAACGACCAGGUACUACAAGGUCCAGACUUCAACAACAAAUUACUUGGAGUCCUGUUUAGGUUUCGCCAAGGAACUACAGCCAUCAUGGCAGAUGUGGAGGCUAUGUACCAUCAAAUCCAUGUAGCGCUAGAACAUCGAGAUGCGUUAAGAUUCCUCUGGUGGGAGAAUGGGGACCUGAGUAGAGAGCCAGUAACUUACAGGAUGAAGGUGCACAUCUUUGGUGGGGUGUGGAGCCCUUCAUGUGCAACUUACGCUCUCCGGCGCACAUUUCAAGACCACAGAUCCGAGUUUCCCGACAUGGUGGCGCAAGUGGAAGUCAACUUCUACGUUGACGACCUGCUCAUGUCGCUGGACUCAUCAAAUGAAGCAUCAAUGUUAGCGUGUCAGCUUCGAAGACUGUUGGCGUGUGGAGGAUUUCGGUUAACUAAGUGGGCCAGUAAUCACAAAGGAGUGUUGGCUACCAUCCCACCGGAGGAGAGGCAAAAUGCACGGAAGGAAAUUGAUCUGAGGCAAGACAAAUUGCCAAUGGAGCGAGCCCUGGGGGUUAGGUGGCUCCUGGGAGGUGAUCAGCUCGCCAUCAAGGUGCAACCAAACUCAAGACCAGCGACCAGGAGAGGAGUAUUAAGCCUAGUCAGUUCUAUUUAUGACCCACUGGGGUUCGUGGCCCCAUUCAUUAUCAGGGCUAAAAUAUUAUUUCAGUGUGAAUGCAGGCGUCGAUUAGGGUGGGACGAAACUUUGUCGGCUGUUAAUCACACGACCUGGAGCACCUGGCUAGGAGAACUGGCCCACCUAGGGAAAUUAAGUGUACCCAGAUGCCUAAAAACAGCAUGUGCUAAAGAAAUCAUCUCAGCACAGUUGCACACCUUCUGCGAUGCAUCGCAGGCUGCUUACGGUGCGGUGACCUAUCUGAGAAUGGUAGACUCUGGCGGAAGUAUCCAGUGCUCUUUCGUGUACGGACGGGCCAAGCUGGCCCCACUCAAGCAACUGACAAUACCAAGGCUGGAACUUUGUGCAGCUGUCCUGGCAGUGAACGCUGAUCGAACGAUUAGCCGAGAAAUGACCAUGACCAUACACGAAUCUUAUUUUUGGACGGAUAGCAUGCUAGUCUUGCAGUACAUCGCCAAUUCGAGCAGACGAUUUCAAACGUUUGUAGCCAACAGGAUAGCAGUCACACAAGAGCUGUCAAGAACUGACCAGUGGAGACAUCGCUGA
Homarus americanus (American lobster) is the source of this 1686-nucleotide messenger RNA. RefSeq lists its product as uncharacterized. The transcript has a single exon. NCBI's taxonomy places the organism in Eukaryota, Metazoa, Arthropoda, Malacostraca, Decapoda, Nephropidae. The record is from RefSeq and is a predicted model, not a curated record. Bases 1 to 1686 code for a protein of 561 amino acids.